Molecule: messenger RNA, 1820 nt
Organism: Erigeron canadensis
Lineage: Eukaryota; Viridiplantae; Streptophyta; Magnoliopsida; Asterales; Asteraceae
Product: putative pentatricopeptide repeat-containing protein At5g52630
Exons: 2
Coding region: 8-1789 (593 amino acids)
Biological process (GO): RNA modification
Molecular function (GO): protein binding; RNA binding; zinc ion binding
Source: RefSeq, a predicted model, not a curated record
GAUCUGAAUGGCGGCAAACAUAUGUUCAAACAUGUUUGAUACGACCCAAUUACAAGAACAAAACCAAAGAAACAUAUGCAACCUUCUUCUUUCUGCAACCAAAUCAAGAAACAUCCGUACAGGUUUACAACUUCAUACCCAUAUCCUAAAAUCAGGGUAUCAAGCAAUCCCAAUCAUUUCACACUACUUAAUCAACUUAUAUUCCAAAACCCAACUCCCAUUUCAUUCCAAACUUGUUUUCCAAGAAACCCAUAUUAAAACAUCAACAACUUGGAGUUCAAUUAUCUCUUGUUUUGCCCAAAAUGAACUCCCAUUACUUGCCCUUCAAUAUUUCAAGAAAAUGGUGAAUAUCGGGUUUCGGCCAGAUGAUCAUAUAUUCCCUAGUGCAACGAAAGCUUGUGGCUUUCUUUCGAAUUGUAAUAUGGGUCGGGCUGUGCAUUGUUUUGGGUUGAAAAUUGGGUAUGGGUUUGAUGUCUUUGUUGCUAGUUCUGUUGUGGAUAUGUAUGCGAAAUGUGGUGAGAUUUUGGAUGCACGUAAGGUGUUUGAUGAAAUGCCUGUUAGAACUGUUGUUACUUGGAGUGGGAUGAUUUGUGGGUAUGUUCAGUUUUGUGAAAAUGAAGAGGCGUUGAUGCUUUUUAAGCGAGCGUUAUUUGAGGAAGUGGAAGUUAAUGAUUUUACGUUUACUAGUGUUGUUCGUGUUUGUGGGAGUACGACGUUGCUUGGGUUAGGGAAACAAUUACAUGGGUUAUGUUGGAAGUUGAGUUUUGAUUCGUCGAGCUUUGUCGGGAGUUCUUUAGUUUCAAUGUAUUCAAAAUGUGGAAUGAUUGAAGCGGCUUAUCGCGUUUUUGAUGAGAUACGUGAUAGGAAUUUAGGUAUGUGGAACGCAAUGCUUAUAGCUUGUGCUCAACAUGGGCAUACUAGUAAAGCAUUUGAUUUGUUUCAAGAAAUGGAAAGUAGUGGCGUGAAACCAAAUUUUAUUACGUUUUUAUGCAUGCUCUAUGCGUGUAGCCAUUCAGGACUAGUUGAGAAAGGCAAGUGUUAUUUUGACCUAAUGAAGAGAUAUGGCAUUGAACCAGGUGAUCAACAUUAUGCGUCAAUGGUGGACAUAUUGGGACGAGCUAAUAAACUACAAGAAGCAUUCUCGAUUAUAAAAGAAAUGCCAAUUCAACCUACAGAAUGUGUAUGGGGAGCGUUACUAACUGGAUGUAGGCUUCAUGGAGAUACAGAAUUAGCGGCUUAUGCUGCUGACAAAGUGUUUGAGUUAGGCCACGUGAGCACGGGUAUGUAUGUCUUGUUAUCAAACGCGUAUGCUGCUGCUGGGAGAUAUGAAGAUGCAGCUAGAGCCAGAAAGAUGUUACGAGAUAUAGGGGUAAAAAAGGAAACAGGUUUAAGCUGGGUUGAGGAGGGUAGUAGAGUUCAUACAUUUUCUGCAGGGGACAGACGCCAUUUUAAAUCCAACGAGAUUUAUAAAAAACUGGAGGAUUUGGAAGAUGAGAUGGAGAAAGCUGGUUAUGUUGCUGAUACUAGUUAUGUUUUAAGAAAAGUGGGUGGGGAAGAGAAAAAUAUGGCGAUUAGAUAUCACAGUGAAAGAUUAGCUAUUGCGUUUGCUUUAAUUACCUUUGAGGACAAUAGACCGAUAAGAGUUAUGAAGAACUUGCGUAUUUGUGGUGAUUGUCACACGGCAGUAAAGUUUAUGUCGAAAUGCACAGGAAGAGUGAUCAUUGUGAGAGAUAAUAAUCGGUUUCAUACAUUUGAGGAUGGCAACUGCUCCUGCAGUGAUUAUUGGUGAUUGAAAUGUUAGAUGGUAUUGUGUAUCUAAG